Centruroides sculpturatus (bark scorpion) is the source of this 422-nucleotide messenger RNA. RefSeq names its product ATP-dependent RNA helicase DDX3X-like. Lineage: Eukaryota; Metazoa; Arthropoda; Arachnida; Scorpiones; Buthidae. The transcript has 4 exons. The coding region runs from base 1 to 414 and encodes 137 amino acids. The record is from RefSeq and is a predicted model, not a curated record.
AUGGAUAACAAUGACCAGUUUGCUGGUCUAGACGUGAACUCCACCAUUCAGAGUGGAGAAAAAGCUGGAGUAUAUAAACCUCCUCACCUUCGUAAUCGUAGCAACCAAGGAAGUGGAUCUCAAACCACUAGUGAUUGGAGUUCACAAACUAAUCGUGUAAGUGAAAGAGAUAGUCGUGAACCAACUGAUUGGGACCGAAACCGAUAUUCAGAUAAAGGUGAUCGAUACAGAGAUCCUUACAAUAGAGAAUCGUCUGGAAGGACUGAUAGUUAUAAUAGAAGCUAUCCAAGCCGAAAUGAUUCAAGUAGUCGAAAUUACAGUGACUAUGAAGAUUUUAAAAAUGUAAAUAAUUGGGAAGGUAAGUUAAAAUUUGUGAUAAUGCCAUUGUUUCUUUUUUUAUUUGACUUAUUUUGAAGAAUAGC